AUGCCUGCUAAUGAUACAUGUGCUGGGCCAGAUGGAUAUAAGACAGAUUUUCGAUAUUUUAUCUAUGCAGUGACAUAUACUGUAAUUCUUGUACCAGGUCUCAUAGGAAACAUAUUAGCCUUAUGGGUAUUUUAUGGCUAUAUGAAAGAAACCAAACGGGCUGUGAUAUUCAUGAUAAACUUAGCCAUUGCUGACUUACUACAAGUUCUCUCCCUGCCACUGAGGAUCUUUUACUACUUGAAUUAUGACUGGCCAUUUGGGCCUGGCCUCUGCAUGUUCUGUUUCUACCUGAAGUAUGUCAACAUGUACGCAAGCAUCUACUUCUUGGUCUGCAUAAGUGUGCGACGAUUUUGGUUUCUCAUGUACCCCUUUCGCUUCCAUGACUGCAAACAGAAAUAUGACCUAUACAUCAGCAUUGCUGGCUGGUUGAUCAUCUGCCUUGCCUGUCUGCUCUUCCCUCUCCUCAGAACCAGUGACGACACUUCAGGCAACAGAACCAAAUGCUUUGUGGAUCUUCCUACCAGGAAUGUCAAUCUGGCCCACUCUGUUGCCAUGAUGACCAUUGGCGAGUUGAUUGGGUUUGUCACUCCUCUUCUGAUUGUCCUAUAUUGUACCUGGAAGACAGUUUUAUCACUGCAUGAUAAAUAUCCUGUGGCCCAGGAUCUUGGGGAGAAAAAGAAAGCCUUGAAGAUGAUUCUAACCUGUGCAGGAGUAUUCCUAAUUUGCUUUGCACCUUAUCACUUCAGUUUUCCCUUAGAUUUCCUGGUCAAGUCCAACAAAAUUCAGAGCUGCCUAGCCAGAAGGGUGAUUCUAAUAUUUCAUUCUGUUGCCCUCUGUCUUGCUAGUCUGAAUUCCUGUCUUGACCCAGUCAUAUACUACUUCACCACUAAUGAGUUCAGAAGACGACUUUCAAGACAAGAUAGCAUCCAACUCCAUGCAAAAUCAUUUGUAAGCAACCAUACCACUUCUACUCUGACAACUGAAUUAUGCUAA
Molecule: messenger RNA, 993 nt
Organism: Neomonachus schauinslandi (Hawaiian monk seal)
Lineage: Eukaryota; Metazoa; Chordata; Mammalia; Carnivora; Phocidae
Gene: GPR174
Product: G protein-coupled receptor 174
Exons: 1
Coding region: 1-993 (330 amino acids)
Biological process (GO): phospholipase C-activating G protein-coupled receptor signaling pathway; positive regulation of Rho protein signal transduction
Cellular component (GO): membrane
Molecular function (GO): G protein-coupled receptor activity
Source: RefSeq, a predicted model, not a curated record